Trichomonas vaginalis G3 is the source of this 2322-nucleotide messenger RNA. Its product is annotated as PAS domain domain-containing protein. Bases 1 to 2322 code for a protein of 773 amino acids. The transcript has a single exon. The record is from RefSeq and is a predicted model, not a curated record. Lineage: Eukaryota; Parabasalia; Trichomonadida; Trichomonadidae.
AUGAAAAAGCCACUAAUUCUCUCUAUCUCUAAAUAUACAAAAGGAUAUACAUCAGAGAAGGGUAAUAUAAUUAGUGCGCAGAAUCUCCAGAAGACUGUUUUCUCCAAAUUCGCUGCACGUCGUAGCGCCGGAAAAACAGAUCGUAAAUUUAUCAGCGAUAACUACUUGAUAGCUCAAUUCAUCAUUAUUUUGAUGAUGGUUAUCUUUCAAUUUAUUUCCAUGGGUCUAAAUAUUUUCAUUGAAGGAGAAAUUUAUAAUCAUUUUUCCAAAAAGAUCCUUGGAGACUACGCUGUUGCUUCAAAUUUAAAUUUUCAAGAACGUCUACAAAAUAUUGUUGAAGAAGGUAUCAACUACGCCUCUGCUUUAUCAACUUUAUUCCAACCUUUUGAUUUCCUUAACUUCAACAAAUCUAAAGCCCCUAAUAUAAUUAACGUAUUUUACGAAGCAUCCAAAACAUACUCCAAUUCUGUCUUAUGGUAUCAACUUGAAGUUCUUCCUGCAGAAGCUUUGAUCGUCUACAGGCCUCCAAUACCAAAUCAGAUCCAUUCAACACUAUACAGUGACAAGGACACAGAUUACUGGCUCUUUGCUUGGAGGGCUGAUGAUAAUGCCUACAAUCCAAAUUAUCCUGAGAAAGAUGGUAUUAAUUUGACAUUACGGAUGCGGCCAAAAGAUAUGCCUGAGGUCAAGGAGUCUACUAAGAACCCUAAUUUGGUUACUUUUGGUACACCAAAUUUUGGAUAUAAAUCUUAUACGAAACAGUCAUUCAUAGAGAUUUCCAAAGCUAUCCUUUGUGAUGGUGAGGUAAUAGCUGUUGUAAAUGUAGCACUAGACCUUGAAACGAUCCAACAUUUGACAAAAGAUUUAUCUUUCUCUGAAAAUUCAAGAGUCGCCGUUUCAUCGCAUUCCGGUAUUUUAAUCGGUCUGACCGGCAGCGAUGAGCUCGUUGACUCAUUCCAAGGUUCUUUGAUCACAAAAACACUUUUCCAGCUCAGAGACCCUGUUUGGAGCGUUAUUGUUAACGACACUCAAUUCCAGUCUGGCGAAAACUACUCAAAAACAUACGUAAUCAAUAAUCAGCCAAGAGAUUAUAUUGUAACAAUUUCUCCAACACCGAUUGAAGGAACAAACACUGAAUUAACGAUUUACAGUUUAGUAUGUUACAGCGAUAUCGCUCCCAUUACAAAAGGAUCUCAGCAACUUGAUAUUAUUUUAUAUAUUGCUGUUUCUUUAGGAUUUGGCACAUUUGUGUUCACAUCCUAUAAUGUACUUGUCGAUCUUGUUUCCAUGCAAAGCAAUUCACCCUUCUCCAGCGAUUACAAUGACUCGACAUCUCAUAUCAAGAAAUUUACACUUGAAACAGCCAUCGAUGACCUUUGCGCCCUGCGCCAACGCGAAGAUGAUCCCAAUAUCGUCAGCGAAAUCAACUCAAUCAUCGACCAACUUGAACAUACCGGAGAGAAAUCUCUAAUUAGAGUUUCGGACUUCGACCAAAUCCUCAACGAUCCGAAGCUGAAUGAGCUCUUCACCAAAGUUUUCCAAAGACCAAACGUAAACGCCAAAAUCGAAAUUAUUGAUUUGCCAUAUCCGCAGUUCCUUUCGAAAUUGGUGAACAAAUCGGAUACAGAUGUGAUCAGCUACACGUUAAGAUACUGUGGAGAGUGUUUUUCUGAAGAAGGAAUGACGAAAUACAUAAAUCACAUUUUAUCCGUUUUGGAUGAGUCGGAAUUACCAUAUGUCGCUCACUCAUUCAAGCUAAUCCUUGCGAUAAAUGACAUGAAGGUGUUCUUUUCCAAGGAAUUGCUCUUCGGAAUGCUGAUAUCGAAUUUAAUUUUCCACAUUUUGAUAAAGAACAGAAAACAGAAGCAGAAUACAAUUGACAGAUUAUUCUUCAAGUCAUUGCCAUACACGCUGACUACUCUUUACUGCGAACUCAAGGAAUUACAUUCGAUAUUACUCGAAAACAACGAAGAGACAUGGUCGACCAUCGCGUUCACGUGUUUCACCUUCACAAAUAUCAUACCGUUGAGUAGACACUUACAGGUCUGCAGCAGAACUGUACUUUUCAGAGGAAUUCUCCAAGAUCAGAAAAUGACAUCGGGAAACAUAUCCUUUGACGUACUCAACGUGAUAUUUUUAUGCUCUAUGUGCCCGUUCUUGUUCAGAAGAAAGAACAUUUCCCAUGAAAUUAUUGAUAAUUUGGUCGGAAACGAUUCUUUGACAAAGAAGUGCUUGAUUAAUGAGUACUACCCUGCAGUCAAGAGCGCGCUAAUUGAUAUUUGCGGAUCUUCUUUCGUUAAGAAGCUCGCUGACUUUAUAUAA